CCGGAAGAGAAAGAGGACGUAAUCAACCAAGUGAAUUGGCUACCAAGUUUGAUACCUAAAAUUGGCAAAGGCCAAUAUAAUGAAAUUCAUCAACGUAUUGCUGCCACUGAAUAUAUUGUUGAUAUUUGUGGAGGGUUUCAUAAGUGGGACAAUGGGAAAUGAAAAUUUUACUCUCCCUUCCAACUGUUCUACAACAUGUGGUGAUAUAAAGAUCGAGUAUCCUUUUGGCAUUGGCAGUGGUUGUUUUCGUACUGUUGGAUUUAACCUUACUUGUGCAUAUGAUUCUAAUCCUCCAAGGCUCCUCUUGGGAGAUGACACUAUCCAAGUAAAGAAUUUUGAUAUGGAUAAAGGUUUGGUUUAUAUUGAAUCACCGCAUGUCAUAUUGAAUGUAGAUGCACAAUCCAGAAACUCCACAUUGAUCAGUCUUAAAAAUUUGCCUUUCUCUUUGCGCUCACGUUUGGUUUAUUCUACAAGAUCAAUAGAAGAUACGAGCUUAUACAAUACUUUGUAUAUAUUCGGUUGUAGUGCUACUGCCAAUAUUCUUGAUGUUGCUACCACUGGUACAAUAGAUUCUUGUUCUACAAUAUGCUCCGCUACCAAUACUACUUCAACUACUGAGCAGAGAUAUACAUACGGCAACGGGUUUUGUACACUUGAUUUGUAUAAUGAAAAUUUUAAUCAUGAAUCAUGGGAUAUUCAAUUAACUCGACUCAAUGAGAAUGAGAAUGAGCAUCGUAUGAUCAACAAUAGUACCUCCAACAUCACAGCUAUCAUAUUCGAUGAUGAAUCCAUUAGUGAUGAUGACUACGAAAGGCUUAUAAACGAUAGGAAUACAACUGGAAUUAUGGCCUCCCUCUCUUGGUACAUUAGUGAAUAUACUACCUGCAAAGAGGCAAUGAAGAGGAUUGACACUUAUGCAUGCCGUAGUCAGAAAAGUGAAUGCUAUGAUGUCCUUGCUGCAGAUGCACAAUACUUGAAUGAAACCAUUGGUUAUAAUUGUCAAUGUUCUUUGGAUUAUGUCGGCAAUCCCUACCUACCUAAUGGAUGCCAAUUAGGUCAAAAUUUUACGUCCACUCCUAGACAAGAUUGUCAAACUAAAUGUGGAAAUGUUACAAUUUUCUUUCCCUUUGGGCUAAAAAAAGGUUGUUUCAGAGAUAAUGGCUUUGCUCUAACAUGCAAUGAGACCUCCCACCCUCCAACUCUCCUAUUCCAAGACUUCUAUGUAGUGAGCAAUAUGUCAUUGGAGGAAGGGCAAUUGGAGUACCAUUAUCCUAGUGAUUAUAUUUACUAUUCAUAUGAUAGACGACGUUCACAUUUUGCUUCCACGAAAGAGGAGAACAUCAUUAGGUGGGUAGUAGCCUACCAAUCUUGUAAGAAUGCUACAAAAGACAUUAUCACCUUCGCAUGUAUGGAUGAACACAGCAUAUGUUUGGAUGUGAAUGACACAAGAGAUGGCCAAGUUAUGGGCUACAGAUGCAAUUGCGCAGAUGGCUAUGUUGGGAAUCCUUACCUCCGUGAUGGAUGUAAAGAUAUCGAUGAAUGCAACUCUUCUUUGCCUGCUUGCACUGGAAUUUGCAUAAACAUAGAAGGUGGCUUCAAAUGCAUAUGCCCUCCGGGAACAUUAGGAGAUCCUCUACAUGGAGCAUGCGUCUCUAGCGGAAAGAAAAAUCUUUUAUUAGGGGUUCUCGUUGGGGUAAGCAUUGGAACCAGCCUUUUGGUUUUAUGCAUAUCAUUGAUCGUCCUGAGUAAAAAAUGGAAGUUGAGAAAUCAAAAGAAAAUUAGACAAAGGAACUUUCAUCAGAAUCAUGGUUUAUUGCUGCAGCAACUAAUCUCUACCAGUGCAAAUGUUGAGGAGAAAACAAAUAUAUUUUCUUUAGAAGAAAUAGAAAAGGCAACAAAUAACUUUGAUGAAACUAGAAUACUUGGAAGAGGGGGACAUGGAAUUGUUUACAAAGGAAUUCUAUCAGAUCAACGAGUUGUUGCUAUAAAAAAAUCAAAAACUGUUAAAAUGAGUGAGAUCGACCAAUUUAUAAAUGAGGUUGCAGUUCUUUCUCAGAUUAAUCAUAGGAAUGUAGUUAAGCUAUUAGGAUGCUGCUUGGAAACUGAUGUUCCUUUGUUGAUUUAUGAAUUUAUCUCUAAUGGGACUCUUUCAGAUCAUCUUCAUGUUUCACAAGGUGAAUCUAAAUUAUCAUGGGAUGAUCGUCUCAGAAUUGCCACAGAAUCUGCAGGUGCACUUGCCUAUUUACACUCGGCCGCUUCUAUAUCUAUUUUUCAUAGGGAUGUCAAGUCAUCAAAUAUUCUUUUAGAUGAUACUUUCAGGGCAAAGGUAUCAGAUUUUGGAGCAUCAAGAUUUAUUCCUAUUGAUCAAACACAUAUAGUUACUGCAAUACAUGGUACCUUUGGAUACUUAGAUCCAGAGUACUAUCAUACUAGUCAGUUAACAGAAAAAAGUGAUGUUUAUAGCUUUGGAGUUAUUCUUCUUGAGCUUUUAACGGGAAAGAAACCAAUAAACUCAACAAAUGAUGGAUCACAACAAAAUCUAGCAAUGAAUUUCCUUCAAGCAAUGAGAGAGAACAUGUUAUUUGAUCUUAUAGAAGAUCGUAUUUUGCAUGAAGGAACAAAGCAAGAGCUUCUUGAGAUAAGUAGUUUGAUAAAAAUAUGUCUAAGCUUGAAAGGUGCAGAAAGACCUACAAUGAAGGAGGUUGAGUAUAAAUUACAAGGUAUGAGAAAGACUAGAAUGAAGAAAAGAGGAGUUUGUAUUCCAGAAGGCAAUGAAGAAAAUGAAUAUUUACUCAAUAUGUCGUCUCACUCUUCCUCAGAAUUGAUGGGCCAAAUAGAUCAAGGAAAUUCAAGAAAUUAUAGCUUAGAAAAGGAAAUCAUGUGGUCACAAAAUUACCCCCGAUAAGUAGGUUUGUUUUAAGCAUAUGCAAGCAUAUAUAAUUUGCA
Zingiber officinale is the source of this 2946-nucleotide messenger RNA. RefSeq names its product wall-associated receptor kinase 5-like. Gene Ontology annotation, cellular component: plasma membrane. The record is from RefSeq and is a predicted model, not a curated record. The transcript is spliced from 5 exons. Gene Ontology annotation, biological process: protein phosphorylation; cell surface receptor signaling pathway. NCBI's taxonomy places the organism in Eukaryota, Viridiplantae, Streptophyta, Magnoliopsida, Zingiberales, Zingiberaceae. Bases 80 to 2905 code for a protein of 941 amino acids. Gene Ontology annotation, molecular function: calcium ion binding; protein serine/threonine kinase activity; polysaccharide binding.